This is a messenger RNA of Paramecium tetraurelia, 353 nucleotides long. RefSeq lists its product as uncharacterized. The record is from RefSeq and is a predicted model, not a curated record. The transcript has a single exon. Lineage: Eukaryota; Ciliophora; Oligohymenophorea; Peniculida; Parameciidae.
CAAGUAUUCUAAUUUGUAUUAAAUAAAUAAUUAUGCAAAAACAGUAAGCUCUUGCUGUUGUACGUGCUCCAUCAGGGAUUACAAAGUAACCAUUUAAAUCAAUUGUCACAACCAACUAAGCUCCUCUCCAACGAGUUAACUCUUCUGGAUUCAUGAGUGCAAGCAGAUAGUCUAAUUAAUUUCAGAAACCUUCAACACCAUUCUACUACACCAAUAAUUAUAGGUAAGAUUGGAAGAAUUAUUUACGCUCAUUCCCUAGUAUACCAAAAAUCAAAAUUUUAGCUCCAGGCACUGGUUAUGAUGCAAAAAUGAUUAAAUGAUAUUAUUGUAUUAAUGUUUUCAAUAAUUCACAU